GUGGGCACCGUCGAUCCCCACAAUUCGAACAAGGAAAUGGGCGGAGCCGAGUCGACGCCCGUGGUGCCGGAAGGCGCACGGCUGAAGAAGAUCUACCUGCAUUUCGAGGAAGGCGACGAAGCCAACCACUUGACCCUCAAGCUGACGAUUCCGUCCAAGUGGUCUGGUGCCACCGUGGACCGCUUGAAGGAGUUCUUCUUGGAAACGUACAACGAGCGCAGGCCCGAGAACAAGGUCGAUCCAAAUGCGUACCAUUUGGAACGGACGGAGAAUCGCGUGAUCCGCGGCGACGAGACCAUCCACGACACGAUCAAGAACCGCGACGACAUUUACGUCAAGAUUGGGCCGUCGACGUUCAAGCACAAGAAAGACCUCGCAGACGAGGAGCGCGAACGUGCCGCGCCAAAGGACUUGGUACAGUGCAAGAACUUUGGAUGUCGCGACAAGUUCAACCCCGCGGACAACCACGCCAGCGCAUGCAAGCACCACACGAAGCCGCCCACGUUCCACGACACGAAGAAGGGAUGGCAGUGCUGCACGGAGAAACUCGUGUACGACUGGGAACAAUUCGAACUGAUCGAGCCAUGUGCCGUGGGGUUCCACAGCACCACUGGAAUCGCGCCGCCCAAGGAAGAGCGGUCGGGAUUUGGCGCCCCCGUUCUCGUCGUGCCCGCCCCAGCUCCCAUGGUCAAAUCCAUCGACGACUAUAACCAGAAGAACCCGAGCACCGUCACCGCCGUCCCGAAACCCAAGCCAGUGGUCGUGCGCACCGACGGCAAGGCCAAGUGCGUGAACUUUGGGUGCCAAAAGGAGUACGUGGUGGCCGACAACGACGAGCGCGCGUGCCCCCACCACGUGGGCGCCCCAGUGUUCCGCGACGCGGGAAAGCACUGGUCAUGCUGCCCUAAGAUCGUCAAGUACGACUUCGACGAGUUUCUCAAGAUCCCGCCCUGCGUCGUGACGGCCCACACGGACCAGCGGGUGUAAUAUUAACAUUUGCACACUUUACAUAGUAUUUCAGUGACACUCGUACAUCUUUCGUCAAUAGGAAGUUGCUAUUUCUCA
Molecule: messenger RNA, 1065 nt
Organism: Aphanomyces astaci
Lineage: Eukaryota; Oomycota; Saprolegniomycetes; Saprolegniales; Verrucalvaceae
Exons: 4
Coding region: 37-987 (316 amino acids)
Source: RefSeq, a predicted model, not a curated record